This is a messenger RNA of Epinephelus lanceolatus (giant grouper), 4564 nucleotides long. RefSeq names its product regulation of nuclear pre-mRNA domain containing 2a (gene rprd2a). The record is from RefSeq and is a predicted model, not a curated record. Gene Ontology annotation, molecular function: RNA polymerase II complex binding. NCBI's taxonomy places the organism in Eukaryota, Metazoa, Chordata, Actinopteri, Perciformes, Serranidae. Gene Ontology annotation, biological process: mRNA 3'-end processing.
AGUAAACAGACCUCUAGGAUGACGAGAGGCGCUAAAUUUUAGCUUUAAAUAUUAGCUUAUACAGACUAUAAAGUGUGGUAUAAAAGCCCACGGUGGGAAAUUUCUAGACACAGACGGUUAUUCUAAACAGUAACGUCAUACCGAACAUUUUAGCUUUGUAACAUUUCAAUGGCAGCUAAGAGGCUGCCGAAUUCAUUGGCGUCUGUGCUACGUUAAGCUAGCAUGCUAAGCUAAGUGCCAGCCGAGGCUAGUGCGGGCUGCUCCGGACAUGGCAGCGGGAGCAGGAGCCGCUUCUGGCGGCUCUCUGGAGUCGACUCUAGAGAGGAAGUUUCAGGGUGUUACCAACACGAUGGAUUCAAUUCAAGGACUGUCAACAUGGUGCAUCGACAACAAGAAGUACCACAGCCUGAUAGUGCGACACUGGAUGAAGAGUUUGAAGAAAUCUGAUGCAGCACACAGACUCAACCUUUUCUACGUUGCCAACGAUGUCAUUCAGACCUGUAAAAGGAAAAAUGCCAUAGUUUACCGUACAGCAUUUGCCGAGAUCCUCCCUGAGGCCUUCUUGCUGAUCAACAAUGAAGGUGACACCAAGGUAAUUAAAGCGGUGGAGAGGAUACUGACCAUAUGGGAGGACAGGGGUGUGUAUUCAGGGACACUCAUUACUGAGCUGAGGAGUAGCUUAGUCAAAGAGGAGUCCCCUCCUGAGACACCCGUGGAGCAAAAAACUCCAGUUGAGUCUAGAGCAGAUCUACAGUCCAAAAUUGUUGCUGAGUUUGUGCCCCAGGCAUUUAUCGACGAUCUGUCCAAGUACAAGAAAUCUCUGGAGGAGGUGGACCUGAGAGAAAAACAGCUGGCAGCUAUGAGGAUUGACAUCUGCAGUUCUGAUGCCCUCAAGAGACUCAAAGAUAAGGCCGGAGGAAAGAAAUUCUCCAAGGACUUUGAGGAAGGAAGUGCGCAACUACAGGAGUUUGUCAAGUUCUAUGAAAAACAAAUCAAAACAGGGCCUCCUCUAAUGCAGGCCCUCAGCAAUGCAGAUAUCUUCUACGAGAUGCAGUACAAGGAGGUCAAGAUUGUUGCUAAUGCCUACCAGACGUUCGCCAACAGGGUAACCCACCUGAAGCGUAAACUGGACAGCCUGAAGGCCACCUUGCCCGACCUAGAUGAGUCCCCUAUCCCCUCACCCUCGGCAGACGCACCAUCUCCCACAGGAUCAGAGUCCCCUUUCCAUGGUCUGGAAUUAUCCAAUCCUGAUCCAGAUCUUGAUGGCUCUGCUAUGGAUGACGAGGCAGAGCCACCGGCCCCGAGCCCUCUGUCCUCACCGGGAGGAUCCCCCAAACACGUGGAGUCUGUCGGGCAGAAUGAUAAUCGUGACGUGGAAGACAUGGAGCUCUCUGAGGAAGAAAUGGACAGUGGUGGCAUUAUAGUUGAGGAGCAGGUUGAAUGCCUCACCGAGCCAAGGCUGUCCUCUUCAAAAACGGAGUCAGUAGUGGCAACAGAGCAGCCCAUCAUGGCUCCUGCAGCAGCAGCAGCAGCACCUACAACAACAGCAGCAGCAGCAGCAGCAGCAGCAGCAGCAGCAGCAGUGGAAGGCGUUGACCUGAGUAAAAUUGGCUCCAUCCUCAACAGUGUAAACUCAGUCAUGAAGAACACAGCACCACCAGUGGAGAGUCCCUCUGCAGCUGCUCCUGCUGGCUCCUCAUUGAAGACUACACUUGCCUCUGUGGCCUCUCAGGGUGCCAGUUCACUGGUAAGCCUCCUCUCCAAGGUGGAUGUGAGUCCUGCAGACCUCCUUGGUGCUCUCUCCAAAGUCCAGGGCCAAGGCAGCCUUGAGGGCAUCACUUCUCUUCGGGGCAGCCCAGCUGCAAAUGUUUCCUCAGACUCUUCCAGUACAGGCAAGAUUCUUCCCUCUUCCUCAUCCACAUCUGCAUCAGCAGUACCCUCUCAGAGCCCGUCUCUCCCCUCUGUUGCACAUGUGCCUUCUUCACACAGAUCCACUGCAAGGCAGAGCACAAGCUCCCAAGCCCCCCCUCAGACUUCCAACCCAGCCUCUGCCCUGGUUCAGGCUCUCCAUAGAAAUAUGGAUUUGACAACAGAGUCAGAACCAACCUUGUCCUCUAAGAGUUUAGAGUCUAAAAUCCACAGCUUCCUGCAGGGGAACCCUGCUUUUAAUGCACUUGGCCUGGGUCUUUCUACAAACCCAGUGCCGGGAGGGGAUAACUUCAGCCCAGUAACAGGGACAGACACCCAGGGUGGGACCCCAGUGCGGGACGAGGGCGGAGGCACCCCAACGCAAGAUGAGAUUAUGGACAAGCGUGUCGUGAUCCCAUAUACAUCCAACAUAAAUGAGCCACAGAUUAAAGAAACUGUAGAAACGGCUGCUAUUGCAUACCUGAACAGCAGUCAGCAGAACCGCAACAAUCCUCCACAGCAAGCUCACCUGCAGCCAGGUGUGCCUCAGAAUGGGCAGGUCUACCAGCCGUACCCAUAUGGCAAACAUGAGAUGUCAGAGCAUGAGAUUACUGCACCUGUUGCACACUAUCAGCAGAUAUCUGCACAAACAGGAGGGCCAGUGCCUGGAGAAAGAGCCCCAGGCAGCACCAGUAGCACACAGACACUGGAGGGCUUUCAGGGGGUGAGUGAAAGGGGUUGGUACGGUGACACUUACCCGGAGGGCAGCUCUCAGCAACCUAGAGGCUACAAUGUGACAGCGCCUGGAGGGGCUGGAGAAAACAAGACGUCAGGACUUUUUCCAUACCAAACAGAGACAUUUCAGGAACCUCAAGAGUUGGCCUCCCAGCAGGGUGCCACCACAGCCCCUGGUAUGUUCAGAAGUAACCUUCCUCCUAUCCCAAAGCUCCCUCCCCCUCCUCGUGUCUUUGAUGCCCCUCCUCCCGUGAACAGUGGAAUGAUGAUGCCGCCAGAGCAGCAGUCAGUACGGCAGCCAGUGCCUAGUGCAGGAGCAGGGGAGAUGAUGGGGGCCAGAGGCGACAGUGUCAUCAGUGGGAUGGUGGUCCACGACCAUCAACACAAAUCCAUGUUUCAUUCUGAUGAGCCGCCAUAUGAUCGUGACCAACCUCACCCUCCUCAGCAAGAGGUUUUUCACCCUCACCCAGAAGAUCUGCAUUAUCAGGAUGAGCCUCGUCGUCAUGAUGCCCAUUUCUUUCAAGACGACCCUUACCACCACCCAGACGAUCCAUAUCACAGGCCAGGGAGCCCUCCGCACCACUUCCCCAGAGUUCGGGGGCACCUCACUCCCCCUGUCUCACCCUCAGAAGACGCUUACUACGGCCACGACUUCCAGCGGCACAGCCCCCCUCCUCUGCACUACGCUCCAAGGAGACCACCACCACCAUCUAAUUUUGAAAUCCGUCAUCCUGGUGUACGGCCUCCACAUCGGCCUCCACAUCGGCCUCCCCAUCGGCCUCCCCACCCAGCACACCACCCACGCCUCAGAGGACCGCCCCCACGUGCUCCAUUUCCUCAUUUCCGCGGCCCCGAUCCAAGGUUAAGAGGCAAACGUCCAGGUCCAAGAGGAGGCGGGAGUCCUGGUCCAAUGUUCCCACCAAAAAGACCCUUUCCACCCCCAAGGUACUAACUGAACACGUAGCAUAUCACUGUGGAUGUCAUGAAGGCAGAGGCAGGGCCUUUAAGACUGUUCAGCUAGUCACUCAGUGUCAAGGUCCACACCAUGCCAGCAGAAACCUGUGAAAAUCUGGGUGGGUGAAAGUGCAGAUACUGAGGAGGGCACCAGGAGACGAGGGUAAAGAUGAACUAAUUCAGCAGAAAAUGUGAAUGGCGAAGAAUAAAGGAUGUGGAGGAGAACAAGAGACAACACCAGGAGCUCUGAGAGGGCUGCUGAGCUGAAGAGUGAAGACAGAAGAUUAAAGAAAAUAAGAGGUGGAUAUAUAUAAUUCACUUUUUUGUGUUAUUUGCUCAAGUAUGAAGCAUUGCAUUAAAUAUGUAAUUGGGCAGUCAGUUUGAUAAAGGUCAGAGUGUGUGCAUGGUAUGCGUGUGCAUGCGCUCAAGUGUAAGUAACAGAAGUUUGAGUCCGACAAGUUAUUUUUGCUGAGAGAGUAAGAAAAGAAUGUAGUUGGUGCAAUGUUUCUGCUGUUAUUUAGUUUGUCAGCGAGCAGUUUUUACUGCUUCUCUUCACAGCAGCAGUUUCCCAGUAGCUUUUGGUAAAACAUCCAUUUAAAUUAAAUCGCUUUGGUUAUGAAAAACAGAGUGUAUGUUAUAGAGUUUAUGUUCCUUCUACAGUACUCGUUAGCAUAUUUAGGGAAAUUAUUUUGUCACUGUUCCAACUCCGAAUGUUCUAUAUUUGUGAGGCGAUGCUUUCUCCGCCAGUACCUAAGAUCCCUCCGGCAACAGUUUUACGUCUCGUUAAGUUCCAUGAAGGAGAGCGGCACAUGUCUAUUCACGGGGAGAGAGAGAGGUGUGAAAGUUAUUUCUUUUCCUGCCUCUCAACACCGACGCAGAAGAAGUGCAUUUUUGGAGGGGAUGAAGAUACUCGGCUUCAGUUUCGUUUUACUUGUAUUGACUAAUAAAAUCUGAGUUUGAAAAAUUG